AUGGCCAGACGCGGAAACAAAGCGCGGAGACACGCGCGCAGCAACCGCCACGAGACGGCGAUCCUAGAGUACCAGAGGCGGAUGGUAGAGCCAUACGGGCGUGCAGAGGCCGAGCAUAUGACGUGCACGGUCACCGAGGGCGGCAUGGGCGUGCACUUGCGCUGGUUCGACGACAAGCUGCCGGCAGUGAUGGCGGCCGCACGGCUGCUGGACGUCGGGGAGUCCCAGCCUGCGUCCAGGCGGGGCCGGCCGCUUACGCACCAUCCAACGGAGGUCAUAGGAGAGGGCGCCGACGCGGCGCAGCGGAGCCCCGAGCACACGUCGCUGCAGCGCAGCGCACAGGUGCUCCGGCUCGCGGAGCAGCGGGGCGUCGAGCAGGAGCUGGACCUCGCGAACGACCGGAUAUUCAAAGAACAGUGGACGAAGCUGCAGGCGCAGAGACGGUAUGAGCAGGCCGAGUGGAAGAGGGCCGAGGCGGCGGGUGUCUUCGACCCGGAUAAGGACGCCAGCGACGCCCAGAGCCUGGGACUCUGCAGUAUCUUUGCGCAGCAGGCGGUGCCCUCACGGCUGCCGUCCAGCCUGUUGGCGCAGUGGAAGUCGAGGCGCGUUGUCCGCAGUGAGUGCGAAGCGGUGAGGGGCGACGAGACAGGAUGUUGGCAGGGCUCGCCAGCGGCCGGGACGCCAGGCCGCAAAAUCCAGCGGGUGUGGAUCAUCUGUUAG
Messenger RNA from Fibroporia radiculosa, 720 nucleotides. RefSeq lists its product as uncharacterized. The transcript has 3 exons. The coding region runs from base 1 to 720 and encodes 239 amino acids. NCBI's taxonomy places the organism in Eukaryota, Fungi, Basidiomycota, Agaricomycetes, Polyporales, Fibroporiaceae. The record is from RefSeq and is a predicted model, not a curated record.